AUGAUCGGUUCAAGGCGCACCGGGCACACACACAACGAGGACAGCAGCAGGCAACAUGGAGAACAUCCGCACUUGGAACAUUUGGGACAGCAGCAAGGAGAACAUCCACACUUGGAACAUUUGGGACAGCAACAUGGAGAACAUCCACACUUAGAACAUUUGGGACAGCAGCAUGGUGAACAUCCACACUUAGAACAUUUGGAACAGCAGCAGGGAGAACAUCCACACUUGGAACAUUUGGGGCAGCAGCAAGGAGAACAUCCACACUUGGAACAUUUGGAGCAGCAACAUGGAGAACAUCCACACUUGGAACAUUUGGGGCAGCAGCAUGGUGAACAUCCACACUUAGAACAUUUGGAACAGCAGCAGGGAGAACACCCACACUUGGAACAUUUGGGACAGCAGCAUGGUGAGCAUCCACACUUGGAACAUUUGGAACAGCAGCAGGGGGAACAUCCACACUUGGAGCAUUUAGGGCAGCAACAAGGAGAACAUCCACACUUGGAACAUUUGGGACAGCAGCAGGGAGAACAUCCACACUUGGAACACUUGGGACAGCAACAAGGAGAACAUCCACACUUGGAACAUUUGGGACAGCAGCAAGGAGAACAUCCACACUUGGAGCACGGAGACUUGGAACAGCAGGGAGAACCUUUAGAUUGACAACAUGAAGACUUGGAACAGCAACAUGGAGAACAUCCACACUUGGAACACUUGGGACAGCAGCAAGGAGAACAUCCACACUUGGAACAUUUAGAACUGCAAGAAGAACUCUGACAGCAGCAGGGAGAACAUCCACAUUUG
This is a messenger RNA of Anolis sagrei ordinatus, 804 nucleotides long. The record is from RefSeq and is a predicted model, not a curated record. NCBI's taxonomy places the organism in Eukaryota, Metazoa, Chordata, Lepidosauria, Squamata, Anolidae.